Molecule: messenger RNA, 1774 nt
Organism: Puntigrus tetrazona (Sumatra barb)
Lineage: Eukaryota; Metazoa; Chordata; Actinopteri; Cypriniformes; Cyprinidae
Gene: hspb8
Product: heat shock protein b8
Exons: 3
Coding region: 227-856 (209 amino acids)
Biological process (GO): cellular response to unfolded protein
Cellular component (GO): protein folding chaperone complex; nucleus; cytoplasm
Molecular function (GO): protein homodimerization activity
Source: RefSeq, a predicted model, not a curated record
GGUCCUCGGUCAGCUGUCGUGAGCCUCCGAGCACUUUCUGGACUUUGUAGACCGGUAAAUCACAUAUAAACCAGUGGAACGAGUUUACAUCGUCAGUAAACUUCUAGGAGCCUUACGUGCGCGCGGUAUUACGCGUAAACUUGGGUGCGUAAUUAAGCGACUUUUUCAAACUGCGUUCUUUUUCAUUCGUUUUGAACGAAAAAGUCACUUUUUUCCCAGUUUCACGAUGGCAGAGGGGGAUUACUACACUAUGGGCAACCGGCAGAGGAUUCCGAGGGAUCCGUUUCGCGAACAGUCGCUCUCAUCUCGAUUCAUGGACGAUGACUUUGGACUGCCGCCUUUUCACGACGAGUUAUCUAUGGACUGGCCCGGCUGGGCGCGACCUCGACUGAGCGCCCGCCUUGACGCGCCGUGGACGGGCCCCUUGCGCUCGGGCUUCCCGCGGGGCUUCAGCGCCAGAUACGGCGAGGGUCCGCGCAGAGCCAGCGCUCCUCCGUGCAACCCGGACGAGCCGUGGAAAGUGUGCGUGAACGUGCACAGCUUCAGACCCGACGAGCUUAAUGUCAAAACUAAAGACGGUUUUGUAGAGGUGUCAGGGAAGCACGAGGAAAAGCAGGACGAGGGAGGAAUCGUCACCAAAAACUUCACGAAGAAAAUUCAAAUCCCGUCCGACGUGGACCCUCUCACUGUGUUUGCCUCUCUGUCACCGGAAGGGGUCCUCAUCAUUGAAGCCCGGCAGACCCCUCCGUAUUACCUCUACAGCAAUGAAAUGCCCGCAGAACCCAUGGAAGAACCCGAGGCCAGACCUCAGGAACCCAGUAUGGCUUCAGCCGAAGUCUUCGCAGCCAGGGAGUGAAAGCGAGUUUACAUGCCCUUAGUAUUUGUUCCAAGCCAGUGCCAAAGUUUCAGAAAUUUACUUAAUUCAAAAGUCAUUAAUCUGCUAGGGAGUAGUCCAUAAAUCAAACGUGUAUAUGGUACACGGUUGGAUCAAAUGCCAGUAUCUUUCAUUUACUACGUCAGUGAAGAAAAAUGAUGGAAAUAAAGGGAAAGAUACCGAAAUCAGAUGAAACCGCGGUCAUGAACAUACUCUACGCGAGUACAGAAAUGCGAAAGCAUUGUUAAACAUUGCAAUGGCAAAUCUCAGUCCUCAAGGGGGCGAUAAAGCUCCCUUCAAGCAGUUUAAAGGGAUAGUUUACCCAAAAAUAAACUCAUCAUUUAUUAUCUCGUUCCAAACAUUAACGUCUGUAUUGCCUCUAUGGAACACAAAAUAUUUUUGCCCAUAAAAGUGUCGAUAUAAUCCAAUGUUUGAGUUUGACUGUAUGAACAAAAUAGUAGCGACCUUCAAACAUUUUUUAAAUAUCAUCUCGUUGUACAGGUUUGGAACAGCGCAAGAUUUAACUAACGUCUAUCUCACCCUCCAGUUAAGUUCUCUUCAAACUGCUUCACAUUAAUCUGAUCAAAUAGAAGACAACACUGACAAUGCAAUGCAUGCUUGUGUUGCAACGUGAAUUGCUUUGAGACACAAAAUGUUCUCAUAGUUGAGUAUGUUCGGACUCUCUGUCCCUCAUAUAAACCUAAACUUGUCUGGGUUAAAUGGAAGUGCUGUUUUAAUCAUCCGAGUACUCGUCACGUUGGACUAUUUAUAUGGCUGUAAAUGCUGGAGCUCUUUCUCAAAGGCUGUUCAUUGUUUUUCUUUUCUUAUUCGUGUGCGUUUUUUUCUUUUUGUGUAGGAAUGUAUGCUAUGCUUUUUUAUAAUAAACGACCAAUCACGAAA